AUAUGUUUCUCUUUGCAGGGCCACCAUUGAACCAUUUUGGUAAAGACUGCGUUAUUAUUCCAUUCGGAGAUCAUUUUAGGAAACUUUCUUGGUGAGGUUAUUUUCAUGGCUGCCGCCUCCUCGUCAUUUGCCUCAUCAAAAGAGACGACCAACUAUGCCAGGCUGUGUCGUCUUCUGGUGGAUGUUGGAUCUCAGGUACUGCGAUCCACUUUUGAUAAAAUACAUCCACCAGCCACUCUACACACAGUUUUGGGAAGUACCUCUGUGCACUACCCUAUAUUGCAAUCACUGUACAGAGGGAAGAAGAAAGUGCUGAAUCCUACUCAAUGGGGGAAGCUUUAUCCCGCUCAUUCGCCCGUGUCAUCCGCAACCUUUGACAUUACCCUCCUAACAGUGCUGCUUAGAAAUAUCUGUGGUUUGAGCCCUCCUGCCACUGGUUGGGACCAUCUUCCCCCAGCUGCUAACACAAGUAUUGCAGAUGAUAUCGCCAGAGUGAAGUAUUACAGGAACACUGUGUACGGCCAUACCUCUCAAGCUGCUGUAGAUGACAUUAGCUUCAGUGCUUAUUGGCAGGAGAUACGAGAAGCUUUGGUGAGACUGGGAGGAACUCAUUUUCGAGCAGAUAUCAACAGUCUUGAGCACGACUGCAUGGAUCCGGAUAUCGAAGAGCAUUAUCGUGAGCUGAUGAAGCAGUGGAAGAAAGACGACGAUAGCAUUAAGAACAAACUUGAAGAGAUGGAAGCGAACAUUAAAGAUUCUGUACAGGAGAUCGUGAGAGACACAACCGGGAAGAUAGAGAGUGAAAUUAAAGAGGUGAAAGACCAGCUUGCUUCCCUAACGACAUCAGUAGAGAAGAGCACAGGAGCAGACACAAUCGGGAAGAUCGAGAUUGAAAUGAAAGAGAUGAGAGAAAAGCUUGGUUUUCUUACCGCUUCGGUAGAAAAAGGCACAGCAGAAGGUGCUUUUGAUCCAACUGAGCUAAUCGAUGGAAUUCGCCAGCUGUACAAGACUCGUGAGGGAUGGCUCUCGCCAUUUCCAUGGUGUGAAGAGUUUCAGUUUUUUGUCGGUGAUAUUUUUACAAGGCUCAAAGUGGUCAGAAGAAAGAAAACUAGAGGAGCCGUCACUGACGAAAUCAUUACCAUGUCGUCUCUCUUGAAUCCACAUGAAGAGUGUUCAGAACCGAGAACAGUGCUAAUUGAAGGAAAACCAGGAAUGGGUAAAACUACCUACUGUAAAAAGUGUGUUUAUGACUGGGCUACAAAAAAGCAGAACCCCAAUGAUUGCGUCACAAACAUAAAAGUAGUGUUGUUGCUAAAAUGUCGUGAUAUCAAGUCCAAUAUUUGGGAAGCCAUUGAUGAUCAGCUUCUUCCCCGAGAUGUCGACGAAGACGUCAAACAGCAAUUCUUCCAAUUUAUUUGUGCCAACCAAUCCAGCAUUUUAUUGAUACUAGAUGGACUGGAUGAGUUAGCUUCCACUGAAAUGCCGAUAAUUUCAGAAAUACUUGCCGGAAGAGUGCUUCCGAAAUGUAAGGUGGUGGCAACAGCAAGACACGAAGCUGGAGUAAAGGUAAGACAAUUGUGUGACACCCUGUUUGAGGUCAAAGGUUUUACUGAAGCACAAGCUAGAGAAUUUAUCGCCAAGUACUUCAAGGAAAAGUCAGAGUUAGCUGAAAAGCUCUCGGCACAAAUAUCACACGAUGAAAACCUUAGAGAAAUGUGUGCCAAUCCAUUGAACACGGCUCUGCUUUGCCUUUUAUGUGAAGAAUUUGGUGGUACUCUUCCGGAAAAAAGAACUACGCUGUAUUUGAAUAUGAUUGAAUGUGUCUUGAAAAGAUAUAGGAAAAAAAGAGAACUACCAGAUACGAAAGAAGAUCUUACAAACCUUUACAAACCGCAGUUG
Pocillopora damicornis (cauliflower coral) is the source of this 1899-nucleotide messenger RNA. RefSeq lists its product as uncharacterized. The record is from RefSeq and is a predicted model, not a curated record. NCBI's taxonomy places the organism in Eukaryota, Metazoa, Cnidaria, Anthozoa, Scleractinia, Pocilloporidae. Gene Ontology annotation, molecular function: protein binding.